GGUGGUUGCUGUGACGUCACAGCUGGGUACACAUUUGUUUUUGGUUUUCAUUUGUCAAUGUGGUGUGCUUUUACGCGAUUAGCAAACGCUAUUGAGUCUGCAAAGGUACCCUUGCUGACUAGGCAAUUUCAACAUUCCCAAAAGUACAACUACAACAUUUGUAGAACCAAAUACCAUCAAACGCCGGCCGUCAACAUUAGCCACAAACAAAUUCUAAACAUGUCCGUCGCAAUGCCAAAGGUUGUAUUCGUAUUGGGUGGCCCUGGAGCAGGCAAGGGCACGCAAUGCUCUAAAAUUGUGGAUCGCUUUCAAUUUACGCACUUGUCCGCUGGCGAUUUGUUGCGAGAGGAGCGUGCACGCGAGGGCUCAGAGUUUGGGCAGCUUAUAGACGACUAUAUACGUAAUGGCAAGAUAGUGCCGGUUGAGGUCACCUGUUCAUUGCUGGAAAAUGCCAUGAAAAAUUCGGGCAAAUCGCUAUUUCUUAUCGAUGGCUUUCCGCGCAAUCAAGAUAACUUGGACGGCUGGAACCGUCAGAUGUCCGACAAGACGGAAAUGCAAUUUGUGCUGUUCUUUGACUGCGCUGAGGAUGUCUGCGUUACACGCUGUCUGGGCCGUGGUCAAGGCGGUUCGGGUCGUAGUGACGACAAUAUGGACAGCCUUAAGAAACGCAUUCAGACCUACAACAACGAUUCCUUGCCGAUUAUCAAGCACUUUGAUCAGGCUGGGCAGGUGAAGAAAAUCGAUGCCAGUCCAGAUGCUGAUGAGGUGUUCCAGCAAGUGGAGCGUGUGUUCCUAGCCAGUGGAUUUCAGUAAAUUAGCCAAUGCUCUAGAUACUUUGGUGUUUUCAAACGUAAUUGUGUCCCUCCCCUAAAGCUUAAAUAUAUACUGUUGUUAUCGUAAUUCAAAGUUUAGACAAAAUAUAAAUCG
Molecule: messenger RNA, 927 nt
Organism: Drosophila busckii
Lineage: Eukaryota; Metazoa; Arthropoda; Insecta; Diptera; Drosophilidae
Gene: Dak1
Product: UMP-CMP kinase
Exons: 1
Coding region: 58-813 (251 amino acids)
Biological process (GO): CDP biosynthetic process; UDP biosynthetic process; 'de novo' pyrimidine nucleobase biosynthetic process
Cellular component (GO): cytoplasm; nucleus
Molecular function (GO): UMP kinase activity; ATP binding
Source: RefSeq, a predicted model, not a curated record